GUCUUUUUAUAAAAACUGACAAAAAACCCCAUCUUCAUCUUGGGUGUUCUUCCCUCUCCAGAUCCCCAAUUUCUUCAUGAUUUAACGGGGAUUCAUCUAAUCAGUAUUAGUUAGUUUUUGUUUCCUUAAUUCCUAUUAUAUUAUUUAUAUAUACGUAUAUGCUUUUAGUAAGAUUCGGGUAUAUUAGUUUUCUGUAAAAAUUUCUACCAAUUUCUGAGAUUUUGAUCCGUGUUUAUUAGAGAUCAAUCGCGACUUCUUCUCGUAAUUUUCUGAUUUCUCGUAAUCUGUGAACUUUUAUUUGAUUAAUCGAGUUUUGGUAACGGAAGCAGUUAUGAUGAACUCAACCGGUGAUUAUAACCCCCGGAUCGGAAAUUCCAAGAGGAAUUUCGGUGCUAACCGUGCUUUGUUUUCUCAUCCAUCUGAUAAUUUGUUUUUGGCGACUUUUUUGGCCGGCGGUCACUGUGGCGGAGGCGGUUUAUUGUCCAUGCCUCCGGCGCAUCUCUCUCAUUCGUAUCCCCCUGGCGUUUCGGUUUUCCGUGCACAGCAGAAUCUCCAGCACAACCGUCAACAGCCACCUCUUCUUCCUCUUCCGAUUCCAAUGCCGCUAAAUCAUCAGAAUAUGAACAUCUCUCGUACUAACAGCACUUCUCACAAUAAUAUUCGGUUAUCGUCUCCUCGAAUCAACAAAAGUGUGAAGAAUCGAGUGCGAGACCAUUCUCUCACGCCCAAAAAAUCGAAAAAUCAAAAGAAGGAUUCGAAGAAAGAGGAAGGGGAUCUACUUCCUCCUCCGACAACGGGGAAGAAGGAAGCGAAAAAAUGUUCAACGGAAGCAUCGGUUAACCAGCUGAUGGGACCGGAUCCGAAGGAUCUUCCGAAGGCUGUUAUUUCUAGGGCUUUUUCUUCAGCGCCUAACGAUUCCUGUGAUAUUGUUUCUGUUGACAAGUUUUCAGGUUCUGUUGUGUUUACUCCUUCUCCACCGCCGAGCAGCUUGCCUUUGCCUACUUUUUCACUCAGGCCAAAGCUCAGUUGCAAAGCCGAGGCGGCCAUAGAAGCACCUAGCAUCGAUGCCGGAGCAACUGAUAGUCUCCGACGACUUCUCCGUCUCAGGUGAUUUGAUCUAGCUGUGUCUUAUUACAUAGGCUAUGUUGCUUUAUGCAUGCCACUGUAGUUACAUAAAAAGAAGGGAAUAAAAAGCUUUAUUUGAUGCUUUUUUCCUCUUCAUCUUUUAUCCUUUUUCUAAAUUAUAAAAAAAAGGUGUUGGAUUAGGGUUCUCGUUCUUGUUCUUGUAUUUUCUUGUAAUUUGUGAAUCUCUGCCUGAGUUUUUUCCCUUGGCAGUGCACAAAGACUGAUUUUCAAUUUGUAAUGAAUUUUCUUAUAACGAUCUUAAAUAUUCAUAUC
This is a messenger RNA of Cynara cardunculus var. scolymus (artichoke), 1398 nucleotides long. RefSeq lists its product as uncharacterized. The record is from RefSeq and is a predicted model, not a curated record. The transcript has a single exon. Bases 332 to 1111 code for a protein of 259 amino acids. Lineage: Eukaryota; Viridiplantae; Streptophyta; Magnoliopsida; Asterales; Asteraceae.